AGGAGACCGUUAACACACGGGGAGGGGAUGCGCACGCACACAGCACCUACACCUCAGUGGCUCACGCUCAUCAGCCGCGUUAUUAUCACCCGGGCAUCUGACUGACCGGCCGCACCGUGAACCUGCAGGAGCCGCUCGCCGCGGGGGGACCAUGAUCAACAUGAAUCGCUCUCCGGACACAAGAACUUGAGAAAUCUCCGACACUGUCCCUCAUAGUAAACCCAGAAUUUCCUCCACUUCUAUCACCUGGAAUUGCUUCAGCACCAGAACUAACCAUGCUGUGGAAAACGGGACUGAUUUUUCUGUGCUGGGGCUUGACGUCCGGGGAACUCCAGGACAGACAGUCCGCUACUCCUGCUGCUCCAGCGAGGACAACUUUGGAUUUCGGCUCCGUCCCGUCCGGAGUUUACGAUACUGUCGCCUAUUACGAGCCUGGGGGCAUUGGGAUUUUAUUUAACAUGAUGCACGCUUUCCUCUAUGUGGUUCAGCCCAACCCGUUUCCUGAAGAUCUCGUCGUUAGAGUGGCAAAGGAUAAAUUCGGAGCCAUACAAUCCGAGUACCAGAAGCCAGAAAACAUUGUUCUGACACUACAGGUGAUUUAUUAUGAGCUUGGUUUUGUGGUGUGUGCGGCCCUGGGCCUGCUGUUCACCGUGCUGCUACCGCUGGUGGGGCUUCUCUUUUGUCUGUGCCGCUGCUGUGAUAACUGCGGCGGAGAGAUGCACCAGAGACAGCGGAAGAACGCAGACUGCCUUAGAGGACUGCUGACCACACUGUUACUCACCACCACCUUCAUUAUCACGGCAGGGGUCCUUUGUGCAUAUGCAGCCAAUCAGAACCUGAGUUCUCAGCUGAAGAGCAUGAGGAGGCUGGUGAAGAGUAACCUGAAAGACCUGCACACCUUCGCCAAUCAGACCCCGGCACAAAUUGAUUACCUGAUCUCCAGGUAUGACACCGUGAAGCAACAUGUGCUGCAUGACCUGGAGAAUGUAGGUGUGAUCUUGGGUGGAAGGAUACAUGAGGAGUUGGGAAAGGACGUGCAGCCCGCCCUCGAUGGGGUUCUCAGCAUGACUGGAAUUAAAGUGGAGAAAGCCAUUAAAGCAAUGCGGGACACUAAGGAUGCUCUAGAGAAUGUGAGUUUGAGCUUGGAAACUUUGCAGGAAGGGACAGUCAAACUGCAGGCGAACCUCAGCCUGGUGCGUGGCAGCCUUAGCAAUGCCCUCAAUGAUCCUGUCUGCACAGUUACGAUAUCGAAUGAGAUUUGUCGCAACAUACGAAACACCCUUCCCAAACUAGAAAUUGCAGCCAACUACUCAUCGUUGUCUGAUGUGACCGACCAGUUAGACAAAGUGAAUGAAGUUCUAAAGACAGAUCUUGGACAGAUUGUGGAAAAGGGCUUUGCAUCAUUCAAUCAAACUCCCAACUUGGUAACAGAUCAAACCCGAAAUAUUGUGGAAGGGAUGAAGGUUCUUCUGGAGGAUGUCGGAUCAAACGUCACCACUUUCACCAAGCUCUUCCCUGUUCACAGCACUCUGACCAACUUCACCAAAAUGAUCUCUCACACACACUCGCAGAUCGAGGACAUAUACCCUCAGGUCGAUCAGAUGGAUUUCUACAGGUGGAUCUGUUGUAUUACCCUGUGCUGUAUGGUUGUGCUUAUCCUCGCCUUCAAUUUUCUGGGUCUGUUGUGUGGUAUUCUGGGAUUUGACAGGCACGCCACUCCAACCACGCGUGGAUGUGUCUCUAACACGGGGGGCAACCUGCUCAUGGCUGGUGUGGGCUUCAGCUUCCUGUUCUCCUGGGUGCUCAUGGGAGUGAUAACAGCUCUCUUCUUGGCGGGUGGGAAUUUAGAAAAGCUUGUGUGUGAACCCUUUCAAACCCAACAGCUGUUUAAGGUGUUAGAUACUCCCAACUUGGUCAACUCCGCUUGGACAAACUUCAUACCAGGAUACCUGUACAAUGAUCCUGAGAUGGACCUUACAGCAUAUUCUCUCUACAGUAAUUGUAAGGACAACAGAGGGAUUUACUCAGCUCUUCAUCUGGAUAAAGUCUUCAACAUCUCGGCCUUCUUUAACACCAGUGUUUACUCCAAGGAUGUGUCGAGGAAGUUUGAAGGGAUGAAGGUGGACCUUCGUGGCAUCAUUCUUCUGGAGUCAGAAGGCAAACAGAAUCUCAUCAGCUUCACUGAAACGGGCAUUAGUGAGAUUGACUUCGCUGCCUAUUUGGAGGAGGUUAAUAAAAAAGUGACUCGCAUUGAUCUAAUUGAUUUCGCAAGUCAACUUGAUGCUCAAGCUGAUCAGUUGUCUAAAGGGACCUUGCAGACCUCAUUAAAGGGACACGCUAAUACUAUAAGGAAGAUCCACAUCCAACAAGUCAUCCCACUGGAGCAGUCCAUGAAAUAUGUGAAAGCAAGGAGCACACUUAAUCAGAGCAUCAGACUUCUGGAGAGGAUAUCCUCAGACCUGUCUGUCAGAGUUAGAGACGUACUAGAAGCUGUUGAUGCCGCCCAGUACCUAAUUUCCCAUAAUUCAACAUCUGUGAUCAAUCAGGAAACCGAGAAAUACAAGCAGACUAUUAUUGGCUAUUUCAAGCAAUAUAUCGACUGGAUCAGAACAUCUCUGGCCCAGGAGGUCGCUACCUGUAAACCACUCAGCAACAUUGUGGACACGGCCGAGAUCCUGGGCUGCAGUUUCCUGCUGGAUUCAAUGAACACAUUCUGGUUUGGAUUGGGCUGUUCCACACUGUUUCUGCUCCCUAGCAUUAUCCUGUCCGUCAAACUUGCCAAGUUCUACCGCAGAAUGGACACAGAGGAUGUCUAUGAUGACAUUGAGACAAUUCCCAUGAAAACCAUCCCUACUUAUGACACUAUGACUCGAUUCCCACGGGCCUCUGCGCCCCCGCGCCAUGCCGACUGGUGACUCUGAGGAGGACGGUCUGUCUUGAAACUACAGAAAGUGAUAUUGGAAACUGGAAUUAAACCUUUGUGGAAUACUCUCUGUCAACGGCAUGCUCAGCUCUUAAGAAAAGGAAACUCACACACUUGAAGCUCGGACCUGUUGUCCAUGUUCCCAUCACAUCAAGAUGACUUUUAUCGAAUUGUUGUUGUUUUGACUAUUUUGCACCCUUCUGAUUAUGGACUGUCCCCUCAACGAUCCUCUGAACUCCCAUCCUGUCAUAGUCAGGGAGGCUUCACAGUAUCUGGCUGUUUUAACUACUACAUGUGUCUUUGUUUACAGUCAUUGAGAAAUCACGUGUGAUGAGCAUACCAAUGCUUCGACUGCUGUUUCCUUUUUUCUUUUAACAAUGUGGAGAAUUCAACAUGUUGCUGAGUCUUGUCCACUGAGCGGCCGAAUGGGUUUUUAUUGGAACAGAUCAAGCCAGCCACCCAUGAGCCACAAACAUUACAUGUAAACAAGGAUAUAUAGGUUUUCAAAAACAUGCUAAGUGCUAACUAGUAUUAAUUCGGUACAGAUAGAUGUUGUCAAGCCAUUUUAAGGGUGAAUUUAUUGUUGCCUUUCCAGACUUUUAGCUAGUGAAACAUGUUAGCCACAGUUCACAAGAGCAGGUCUUAGAUUAGUUUGAAGUGGAGAUCGCUAAACCACAUUUGAUACCGAGCUGUGGUUAGCAGUUUAUUAAGACAUCUAUAUACGUUAAUGCUCACUUUUGUACUGAAAAUUUAAGAUAUGAUGCAUCUGUAUUUAGUAAUACCCCUAAAAGAUCUUGCUAGUUUAACGUACUUUAGUUUAGCUGAAUAUAUCAGUUAUUAAUGAUUUUUCAGUUCCUAAUUUUGCUGACUUGUACUAAUGACUAUUGUUCUCCAACAUGUUGUUGGACACCAAAUCGUGUUUCAUUGUAGGUCUCAGGUUUUAGGGCUUUCUGUUUACUUGAUAUAACAAUAUUUGUGGAAAUACAUCUGUCGGUAUUUAAACUUAUUGUCAACUUUAAAGCAAGUGAAUGUACCCCAGAGAGACAUUUGCUUGUACGAGGGCAAGAGAAGACCACAGAGCCCAUUCACAACAACUUUUACGGAGCCUAUUUAACGCUGUCAUAGUCAUUGACAAUAACUCCACCAAAUAUUUCAACUGUUUAAUGUUAGAGACAUUAUGUCUGGUGCUACAUAUUUUUGCUCAGAUCCUUCACUCAUUGUGUAUAUGGCAGUGUUAUCAGGGCCUCAGGUAAAAUGUUGUACUUGAUUUAUAUCCAGAAAGGUCCCGUCACCUCACAGUCUCACUGUUUUGCCAUACUACACGUAGCAUGCGCAUACUUGGUGUUCAAGCUUGCUCGAAGAUGUUUAGUCUUGGUGGGCCUGGUUGUCAGUGCCGUUGGUUUUCAAGUCCAUGUGGUUAGGCUGGCUAAAACUGUAAAAUAUUGUGAAUAAAAUUUCAGAUGAAAAAUG
Messenger RNA from Carassius gibelio (silver crucian carp), 4393 nucleotides. RefSeq names its product prominin-1-A. Gene Ontology annotation, molecular function: cholesterol binding. The record is from RefSeq and is a predicted model, not a curated record. The transcript is spliced from 29 exons. Gene Ontology annotation, cellular component: microvillus; cilium; cell surface. The coding region runs from base 276 to 2915 and encodes 879 amino acids. NCBI's taxonomy places the organism in Eukaryota, Metazoa, Chordata, Actinopteri, Cypriniformes, Cyprinidae.